AUGCACGCAUCAAUGCGGAAACGGCAGAGCUAUGCUAUGCAGUCGUCAACUUUUCUCUCUAGGCAUGGGUCCAGAGACAUGGAAUCAUCUCUGCUGAAGCCCAAGUUCCACCUGGACCUGUGGGUCAGUUUCACCAUCCAGAACUGGCUGCUGGACUUCGGGAGGCCCAUUGUCAUGAUCAUCCUCCCUCUAGAGUGGUUCCCCCUGAACAGACCCAGUGCUGGGGACUACUUCCACAUGGCUUACAACAUCAUCACACCCUUCCUGCUUCUCAAGCUGAUCGAGCGUAGCCCCAAGACCCUGCCCCACUCCGCCGUGUACCUGUGCAUCAUCACCUUUGUGAUGGGCGCCAGCAUCCACCUGGUGGGUGACUCCAUUAACCACCGCCUCCUGUUGAGUGGCUACCAGCUCCACUUGUCUGUCAGAGAGAAUCCCAUCAUCAAGAACCUCCAGCCUGCCUCUCUGAUAGAUUCAUUUGAGCUACUUUACUAUUAUGAUGAAAAGCUUGGCCAUUCUAUGUGGUAUGUUCCCUUCUUCCUCAUCCUCUUCCUCUACUUCACUGGUUGCUUCACACACAUCAAGGAGGAGAAGAGAAUGCCGCUCGCUGCUUGGUUUCUUCUCGCUCCCAGCGCCGUCUACUAUUGGUACCUGAUCACAGAGGGCCAGAUCUUCAUCCUCUUCAUCUUCACCUUCUUCGCCAUGACGGCCACAGUGAUGCACCAGAAACGUAAAGGCUUUGUCCCCGAUAGCAAUGGGCUCUUCCUGCUCUACAGUUUCUCCAUCGCCCUGGGUCUGGUCAGCGUCUGGGUGGCUUGUCUCUGGAGCGACCAGGUCCUCCGCAAGAAAUACCGCGGGGUCAUCUACAUACCGGAGCCUUGGGCCUUCUACACUCUGCACAUCAGAGACAAGGGGGCAUCAGCUUGAGCAAGGCGAAUUGCAGAAUCGGUAAUCUUGAUCACAUAAUGAGUAGCUAAUUUGGAUGCAGGUGCACAACAGAGACAAUCAGCGUGUU
This is a messenger RNA of Salvelinus fontinalis (brook trout), 1012 nucleotides long. RefSeq names its product CLN6 transmembrane ER protein b (gene cln6b). The record is from RefSeq and is a predicted model, not a curated record. Bases 1 to 924 code for a protein of 307 amino acids. The transcript is spliced from 8 exons. NCBI's taxonomy places the organism in Eukaryota, Metazoa, Chordata, Actinopteri, Salmoniformes, Salmonidae.